Staurois parvus is the source of this 412-nucleotide messenger RNA. The record is from the annotation of a GenBank genome assembly. NCBI's taxonomy places the organism in Eukaryota, Metazoa, Chordata, Amphibia, Anura, Ranidae.
AUGCCACCUGCCAGUGCCCAUCAGUACCACAUCAAUGCCACAUAUCAGUGCCCAUCUGAGCUGCCUUUCAGUGUCACCCAUCAGUGCCAGUCAGUGCCACACAUCAAUGCCAGUCAGUGCCACCUAUCAGUGCUGCCAAUCAGUGCCACCUAUCAGUGCCAGUCAGUGCCGCCUAUCAGUGCCAGUCAGUGCCGCCUAUCAGUGUGCAUCAGUGCCGCCUAUCCAUGCCCGUCAGCGCUGCCUAUCAGUGCUGCCUAACAGUGCCAGUCAGUGCCACCUAACAGUGCCAGUCAGUGCCACCUAUCAGUGCCGCCUAUCAGUGCCGCCUAUCAGUGCCAUCAGUGCCUCCUCAUCAGUGCCCAUCAGUGCCACCUAUCAGUGUCCAUCAGUGCAGCCUAUCAGUGCCCAUCAG